Messenger RNA from Papaver somniferum (opium poppy), 768 nucleotides. RefSeq lists its product as uncharacterized. Bases 1 to 768 code for a protein of 255 amino acids. The transcript has a single exon. Lineage: Eukaryota; Viridiplantae; Streptophyta; Magnoliopsida; Ranunculales; Papaveraceae. The record is from RefSeq and is a predicted model, not a curated record.
AUGAAGCACUUAACGAAGGGGGUGGCGGCCGAUAGCCUUGACGAUUACACUGGAAUGGCUGCGUCUACAAUAUACAUGUACGUAAAAAAGUUUAUGGAUGCAUUACUUUGGAUUUUUAACGAUCGUUACAUGAGGCACGCAACAACCGAAGAUACAAAGAGGCUAUUAGCUGAGAAUGAGGCUCGUGGAUUUCCUGGAAUGCUUGAAAGUCUCGAUUGUACCCAUUGGGAGUGGAGGUGUUGUCCUACUGACGAAGCAGGCCGACACGUUGGACAGUAUAAGAAACCAAAUCUUGUUUUACAGGCUGUUGCAUCAUACGAAAGAUGGUUCUGGCACUGUUACUUUAGUGCGCCCGGUGCUAACAAUGACUUAAAUGUUUUGGACCAGUCGGGUUUGUUUGAUAGAGAGAAGAACGCGUUGGAUCCUCCUUGUGAAUUUCGCAUCAACGGUCACGUGUACAGACAUGGAUACUAUUUGGUUGACGAAAUCUAUAAUGAAAUGCCUGGGGUUGUUCAUGGUUAUAAGAGACGUCAGACUAUGCCGGCAAUCCAUAAGAAAUUUAAUGAAUACCACGACGCUGACUCUGAUCCCCAUAAAAUGCGGUUCUUCCACCGUAGUCUGAUGACUCUCCUUGUGUGCUUUGUGAAUCCCGAAACUGUCCAUCAUCAUCUUCCAUCCCGCUCAUUGGCUGGCUUUGUUGGGUGGCUAUGUUUGAAGUUUGAGGAUCUAAAAUCGACGGAUCAUAUUCCCUGGGAAAGUGCAUCUUAA